Galeopterus variegatus (Sunda flying lemur) is the source of this 1842-nucleotide messenger RNA. RefSeq names its product xyloside xylosyltransferase 1-like. Gene Ontology annotation, molecular function: UDP-xylosyltransferase activity. The annotation marks the transcript as partial. The record is from RefSeq and is a predicted model, not a curated record. The transcript is spliced from 3 exons. Lineage: Eukaryota; Metazoa; Chordata; Mammalia; Dermoptera; Cynocephalidae.
UCACCCGGGUGACUCCCCUGAGGGCAGGGUCCCAGCCAGCCUGGUCCCUGGCCCCUCCUGGCACCGACACCACAGGAGCUCAGUCAGGCUCGGCUGGGUGAAGGGUGAGGGAUCGAGCUCAGCCUGUGCCUCCCUUCGCCCCUCUUCAUCCCCGAGUCAUCUGGAGGCCACGGCAGCAAACAGCUCUUAUGUGCCAGAAAUCCUGCAGAUAAUUCAGCUGGACCUAGACCUAAAGUAUAAGACCAACAUCCGCGAGUUGUUUGAGGAGUUUGACAGCUUCCUGCCCGGUGCCGUCAUCGGCAUAGCCCGGGAGAUGCAGCCAGUCUACAGGCACACAUUCUGGCAGUUCCGCCAUGAGAACCCCAAGACCAGGGUUGGGGGCCCUCCACCCGAGGGGCUGCCUGGCUUCAACAGUGGGGUGAUGCUCCUGAACCUGGAGGCCAUGCGCCAGUCCCCACUCUACAGCCGCCUGCUGGAGCCAGCACAGGUGCAGCAGCUCACCGACAAGUAUCACUUCCGUGGCCACCUUGGGGACCAGGAUUUCUUCACUAUGAUUGGCAUGGAGCACCCCGAGCUCUUCCACGUGCUGGACUGUACCUGGAACCGGCAGCUCUGCACCUGGUGGAGGGACCAUGGCUAUAGUGACGUCUUCGAGGCCUACUUCCGGUGCGAGGGACAUGUUAAGAUCUAUCAUGGGAACUGCAACACUCCCAUCCCAGAGGACUAGGCCCCUUCUCUCCUGCAUCCCCUCAGGGCUUCUGGAUCUGGGGGAAGGAAAGGAGCGCCUCUGGGACAGGCCCCAGGGCGGUGUCUGAUCUCCUAGAGAUACACUGCAGGGACAGUCUUUGUGACAAGGUGCUGCAGAUCUCCCACCCAGCAGGUCACUGUCCUGAGGCCACCCAGUGAGGACUGGCCUGUUCAUUGCUGGUGCUCAGGACCUGUUUCCUCCAGGGGGCCUUCAGCCCUCCAAGGAAAGGAGAUCCUUUAUAGGUACUGUCUUUUCUUGGACCAAAUGUAAAUUUCACUUAAAUGGACAGACUUCCAUUUUGCAGGAAAGAACAAACAGUACCACUGUAGCUCCCAGUGAGCUCUAAACGAGUGAACCGGGGCUUUAACAACCAGCCCAGAGGUGAAGCAUUCACAGGAAUGUCGACCUUCCAUGUACUUGCCCUCGGAGGCUGUGUGUGAAUUCUCAUAAUGCUCACUCACAGCGUUUGGUGCAGGUUUAAAGAUCGCCACCUCUGGGGACAGGCUUCAGGGCCAGCUGGGGCCUGCGUAAGAAAACUAGCCUCAUUGUUGUACCAUUCACAGCUUUUAUCUCCUGGCUCCAUUGCAGAGGCGCAUUAUUCCUUAUUCAUCAAGUCCAGCUCCUGGUGACCAGACAAUACUUGGCAAUCAAGGCCACCAUUAAAGAACAGAGACUGGUCACCCUGAAAGACAUGCGGUAGAGUUGUCUGGAUUGAGAAGAUUCAUUCCAAAGAGGAGCCCAACAGUUCAUGAGUGUAACCAUGUGGGCUUCAAAGGGGUUUCAUUCAGAGGCUUACAAGCAUUCUUGUUUCUUUGUUUAAAAAACCAUCCUCAUUACUUUCUUAUUGCACCCUGGCAGACCCUAUACCUUAGUAGAAAUUAAGGUGUCACUUCUUUAUUUCUUCUUCUGAUGUGUCUCCUGUAAGCCAGCUGCAAACACAGAAUCCCUAGUGGUCCAUUUUGUAUAGUCCAGCUGAAGCUCUUGGGGGAGAAAUGUUGUGGGAUUUUCAUCUUAUUUUAUUUCAAUGUCAUUUACUUUUUUAUUUCUUUUCACCAUGAGUGAGCCUAGCUAAUAAAUAGUCUUUAAGAACACAA